AUGGCAUUAUCUCCUUCUGCGGUUCGGAUCCUGAUCGUCAUCUUCGUAGCUUUGGGCAGUCUGACCUAUGGCUACUCCUCGAGCAUCAUCGCCACGACCCUGGGCCAACCAUCCUUCAUCACGUACUUUCAUAUGGACACCAGACCCAACGCGACCGACAUCUCAGGUGCGAUCAAUGGCCUGUUCCAGGCGGGCGGCUUCAUCGGUACCCUGGUCUGCUAUCUCACCGCCGAUUGGCUGGGGCGUCGCAAGGCUUUGGCGCUUUGGUCGAUCGUUGCAAUAAUCAGCGGCGCGCUUCAGGCAGGCAGUGUCACCAUUGGGAUGUUCAUGGCCAUGCGUGGUGUCACGGGUGCCAGUAUCGGCGCGCUCGUUACACUUGUGCCCUUAUACCAGAGCGAGAUUGCUCCUCCGAAGAUUCGUGGACUUCUUGUUGGCAUGCACGGGGGCAUGAUUGGCACCGGCUACAUGAUUGCCAGUUAUGUCGGUCUGGGUUUCUAUUUCGUCGACGCCUCUGGUGCACAGUGGCGCAUUCCACUAGCCAUUCAAUGCGUUCCGCCGCUCUUACUGACUGCUGGUGUCAUGCUUCUCCCCGAGACCCCCAGAUGGCUUCUACUGAAUGAUCGAGUGGAAGAAGCAUUCGCUGCUUUCAAAGCCACUCGCGCCGAGACUUCCGAUGCCUUGCUCAGCGACGAUGAGGCUAUUCGAGCCGACUUUGAGCUCCUGCACCGGCAGACUGUGCAUGAAGUGGCCAACGACGUUCCCUUCAUCGAUUUAUUCCGCAAGCCGACCCUCAGAAGGAGAUGCAUCAUCGGGUUUCUCACGACUUUUGGCUGCCAGGCGACCGCCACCAUUGUGAUUAACAAUUAUGGGCCUUUACUGUACAAGGGCCUCGGGUUCGGCACUGUCCAGCAGCUCUUGAUCCAAUGCGGCUGGAUCACCGUGGCGCCUCUGGGAAACUUCAUCAACGCCUUGCUUGUUGAUCACAUGGGCAGAGUCCGAAUGCUCGUCUUGGGGUGGUCCGGCUGUGUCAUUGCCCUGGUCGGGGAGUGUGUCACUGUGUCGGUGUUCUCGAGAACGGGCGAGAAGGGGGCUGCUUCCGGGGCAGUCUUCUUCUUAUUCCUCCAUGUCGCCAUCUUUACCCUCUGCUGCGACGCCACCUCAUACGUUUACGCUGCUGAAAUCUUCCCUACUCCGGUACGGGCCAAGGGUCUUUCCGUCUCCGUUUCAGGCUUGUUUUUCGCAACCAUCAUCUUCACCACGGCGGCUCCAACAGCUUUCGCCAACAUUGGGUGGAAGUACUAUCUGAUCUUUGUGGUUUUGACCACCGUCAUCACCAUAUAUGCCUAUUUCACGUUCCCCGAGACCCGUAAACGCUCCCUUGAAGAAAUCCAGGCAAUCUUUGGCGAUGCGGUGGAAGGUGUGUCCGUGGAUGAUGUGCCAGAACAUGCAGCUCCACAAGAGACUAGUGAUGAGGACAAGGACGAGAAAAUCAAAGUCGACCUAAGCAAAAGCAAGCACGGUUAA
This is a messenger RNA of Exophiala spinifera, 1524 nucleotides long. RefSeq lists its product as uncharacterized. Gene Ontology annotation, molecular function: carbohydrate:proton symporter activity. The record is from RefSeq and is a predicted model, not a curated record. Gene Ontology annotation, biological process: transmembrane transport; carbohydrate transport. The coding region runs from base 1 to 1524 and encodes 507 amino acids. NCBI's taxonomy places the organism in Eukaryota, Fungi, Ascomycota, Eurotiomycetes, Chaetothyriales, Herpotrichiellaceae. The transcript has 7 exons. Gene Ontology annotation, cellular component: membrane.